Cavia porcellus (domestic guinea pig) is the source of this 7905-nucleotide messenger RNA. It is a transcript of the gene Eea1, whose product is annotated as early endosome antigen 1. Gene Ontology annotation, biological process: endocytosis. The record is from RefSeq and is a predicted model, not a curated record. The transcript is spliced from 30 exons. Gene Ontology annotation, cellular component: early endosome. Bases 148 to 4506 code for a protein of 1452 amino acids. Gene Ontology annotation, molecular function: 1-phosphatidylinositol binding; metal ion binding. Lineage: Eukaryota; Metazoa; Chordata; Mammalia; Rodentia; Caviidae.
CGCCUGUGGGAAAGUCGGGGCACCCUUCGCGGCCGCCGCCACAGCCUCGCCCGACUUGCUGCCCUGUGCCCCCCGGGCCCGCGAGCAGUGAGGAGCCCGCACGGGGUCCCGAGCGUCUGGGCGGCGGCGGCGCCGGCGGCGUGAGCCAUGUUGAGGAGGAUUUUGCAGAGGACUCCUGGAAGAGUUGGCUCCCAAGGUUCUGAUUUAGAUUCAUCUGCAACUCCUAUAAACACAGUGGAUGUCAAUAAUGAAAGCUCUUCAGAGGGUUUCAUCUGCCCCUUAUGUAUGAAAAGAUGUAUAACUGCUAUUGAUUUGUCGGAGCAUUACCACAAAGUUCACGCUGAAAAUGAAACAAGAGGACAGGACCUUCUUAAUGACUCCAGUGCCACUGGCUUCAUAUGUCCCCAGUGUAUGAAAUCUCUUGGAUCUGCUGAUGAGCUUUUCAAACACUACCAGGCUGUCCAUGAUGCUGGCAGUGAUUCAAGUCAUGGAGAGGCUGAGCUUGCUUUGAAGCGAGAUGAUGUAACACUACUCCGCCAAGAAGUCCAAGACCUACAGGCUUCACUUAAGGAAGAAAAAUGGUACUCAGAAGAAUUAAAGAAAGAAUUAGAAAAAUAUCAAGGGCUGCAACAGCAAGAAGCUAAACCUGAUGGAUUGGUGGCUGACUCAUCAGCAGAACUGCAGUCUUUGGAACAACAGUUAGAGGAAGCUCAGACAGAAAAUUUUAAUAUUAAGCAAAUGAAAGAUUUAUUUGAACAGAAAGCAGCCCAACUUGCUACUGAAAUUGCAGAUGUAAAGUCAAAAUAUGAUGAAGAAAGGAGCCUUCGGGAAGCUGCUGAACAAAAAGUGACACAUUUAACAGAUGAAUUAAACAAAACAGCAACUGUAAUUCAGGAUUUGAAGACUGAACUGCUUCAGAGACCUGGGAUAGAAGAUGUUGCUGUGCUGAAGAAAGAACUGGUCCAAGUUCAGACACUAAUGGAUAAUAUGACCUUGGAGCGUGAGAGAGAAUCUGAAAAACUCAAAGAUGAGUGCAAAAAGUUACAAGCCGAACAUGCUAACUCAGAGGCCACAAUAAGCCAGCUACGGAGUGAACUUGCCAAAGGCCCUCAGGAAGUUGCUGUAUAUGUGCAGGAACUACAAAAGCUCAAAAGUUCAGUCAGUGAAUUAACAUACAAAAAUCAGAACUUGACGGAAAAAUUACUGAAGAAAGAAGUAGAUUAUACCCAGUUAGAGGAAAAGCAUAAUGAAGAGUCUGUGAGCAGAAAGAAUGUUCAAGCCAGCCUUCAUCAGAAAGACCUCGACUGCCAGCAGCUGCAGUCCAGACUGUCUGCGUCGGAGACUUCUCUGCAGCGGGCACAGGCAGAGCUCAGUGAAAAAGGAGAGGCUGCCCAGAAGCUGAAAGAAGAGUUGUCCGAAGUGGAGACCAGAUACCAGCAUCUGAAGGCAGAGUUUAAGCAGCUGCAGCAACAAAGAGAAGAGAAGGAGCAGCAUGGGCUACAGCUCCAGAGUGAGGUUAAUCAGUUACAUAGCAAACUUUUGGAGACUGAACGCCAGCUAGGAGAAGCUCAUGGUCGACUGAAGGAGCAGAGACAGCUUUCAAGUGAAAAGCUGAUGGAUAAAGAACAACAAGUAGCUGACUUACAACUCAAACUUUCUCGUUUGGAGGAACAGUUGAAGGAAAAAGUAACAAAUUCCACAGAGUUGCAACAUCAGUUAGAUAAAACAAAACAACAGCAUCAAGAACAACAAGCUCUUCAACAAAGCACUACAGCAAAACUACGAGAAGCUCAGAAUGAUUUGGAACAAGUCCUACGUCAAAUUGGUGAUAAGGACCAAAAGAUACAGAACCUUGAAGCCUUAUUACAGAAGAGUAAAGAAAACAUUUCAUUAUUAGAAAAGGAAAGAGAGGAUCUCUACGCCAAAAUCCAAGCUGGUGAAGGAGAGACUGCAGUUCUUAACCAACUGCAAGAAAAAAAUCAUACACUACAGGAGCAAGUAACUCAGUUAACAGAGAAGCUGAAGAAUCAGUCAGAAAGUCAUAAACAAGCCCAAGAGAAUUUACAUGACCAGGUCCAAGAGCAGAAGGCGCAUCUCAGAGCUGCACAGGACCGUGUCCUUUCCCUUGAAACCAGCGUCAGUGAAUUAAAUAGUCAGUUGAAUGAAAGCAAAGAGAAGGUCUCCCAGCUCGACAUUCAGAUUAAAGCCAAAACCGAAUUACUGUUAUCAGCAGAAGCAGCAAAAACUGCUCAAAGAGCAGAUCUUCAGAAUCAUUUGGACACAGCUCAAAAUGCUUUACAAGAUAAACAGCAGGAGUUAAAUAAAGUCAUUAUGCAGUUGGAUCAGGUCACUGCAAAGUUACAAGAGAAGCAGGAACAUUGCAAUCAAUUGGAAAGUCACCUUAAAGAGUAUAAAGAGAAACACCUUUCUUUAGAACAAAAAACUGAAGGGUUAGAAGGUCAAAUUAAGAAACUAGAAACCAAAAUUCUUGAAGUUAAAACAAGCAAAGAACAAGCUUUGCAGGACCUUCAACAGCAAAGACAGCUAAGCACAGAUUUAGAGCUUAAGACCACAGAAUUGAGUAAACAACUUGAAAUCGAGAAAGAAAUAGUAUCCAGCACAAAAUUGGAUCUACUGAAAAAAUCUGAAAACCUUGAAAGUAUUAAGCAAAUGUUUACCAAGCAAGAGGAGGAAAAUGCUAUCCUGAAACAAGAACUUGAAAAGUUCAGUCAAGAUGCGAAGAUGCAGCAAGAGGAAUUGAAUAACAAACUUCAGACAGCACAAACGGAACUAAAGGAAGUAAAAAUGGAAAAAGAAACACUAAUGACAGAACUUGCUACAGCAAAAGACAGAUUAUCAAAAGUAUCUGAUUCUUUGAAAAACUCCAAAAGUGAAUUUGAAAAGGAGAAUCAGAGAGGAAAAGCUGCUAUAUUAGAUUUGGAAAAAACUUGCAAAGAAUUAAAGCAUCAAAUUCAGGUGCAAACAGAAAGCACACAAAGAGAAAAGAAUGAACUGAAGAAGUCACUUGAAAAAGAGAAGGAGGCUUCUCAUCAGUUGACUUUGGAACUCAGUUCAAUUAAGGAACAAGUUUUACAGGCCCAAAAUACUUUAAAACAAAAAGAAAAAGAACAGCAACAACUUCAAGGAAACAUAAAAGAGCUAAAGCAAUUGACUGAACAGAAGAAAAAGCAAAUAGAAGCACUUCAAGGAGAAGUUAAAACUGCUCUUUCACAGAAGGCAGAGCUUGAGAAUAAACUACAGCAGCAGUCAGUGCAAGCAGCCCAGGAGCUCGCAGCAGAGAAAGAGAAGAUAGCAGAGUUACAGAAUACCUGUGAGACAUCCCAGGAGAAUCUAAAACAGCUUCAAUCUGACUUCUACGGGAAGGAAUCUGAACUUUUAGCCACAAGGCAAGAUCUUAAGUCUGUAGAAGAGAAGCUUUCUCUAGCACAAGAAGACUUGAUUUCAAACAGAAAUCAAAUUGGAAACCAAAAUAAAUUGAUUCAAGAACUAAAGACUGCCAAAGCUGCUUGGGAGCAGGAGUCGGCAAAGAAAGAGCAACAGUUGAAAGAACAGAGUAAAGCAUUACAAGAUACGCAAAAAGAAAAGUCAAUGAAAGAAAAAGAACUACUGAACGAAAAAUCUAAAUUGGCAGAGAUAGAGGAAAUUAAGUGUAGACAAGAAAAAGAAAUCACUAAAUUAACUGAAGAACUGAAGUCCCACAAACAAGAAAGUAUAAAGGAGAUAACAAAUCUCAAGGAUUCCAAACAGCUUUUGAUUCAACAGAAGUUAGAACUUCAAGGGAAAGUAGAUUCCCUGAAGGCGACUCUUGAGCAGGAGAAGAGAAACCAGCAGACGCUGAAAGAGCAGCUGAAGAAGGAAGAAGAUGACCUCAAGAAGGAGUUUAGUGAGAAGGAAGCUCAAAUGCAUUCGGAAAUAAAAGAAAAGGAAGCAGGAAUGAAGAAACAUGAAGAAAAUGAGGCCAAACUUACCAUGCAGAUUACAGCAUUGAAUGAAAACUUGGGCACUGUAAAGAAGGAGUGGCAGUCCAGUCAACGGAGAGUUAGCGAACUUGAGAAGCAAACGGAUGACUUACGGGGUGAAAUUGCAGUCUUAGAAGCCACGGUUCAGAAUAAUCAGGAUGAAAGGAGAGCACUGCUAGAAAGAUGUCUUAAAGGAGAAGGUGAAAUAGAAAAACUUCAGACCAAAGUGUUAGAGUUGCAAAGAAAGCUGGAUAACACGACUGCAGCGGUGCAGGAGCUGGGCAGGGAGAACCAGUCCCUGCAGAUCAAGCACACACAAGCACUGAAUAGAAAAUGGGCUGAGGACAACGAAGUACAAAACUGCAUGGCCUGCGGGAAGUGCUUUUCAGUCACAGUGAGACGGCAUCAUUGCCGACAGUGUGGAAACAUCUUCUGUGCUGAGUGUUCAGCCAAGAAUGCCUUAACGCCUUCCUCCAAGAAGCCCGUGCGCGUCUGUGAUUCAUGUUUCAAUGACUUGCAAGGGUAACGGGUCGCCAUGGCAUACAACUGUGUUACGCUACGCCAGAUUUUCAACACGUGUGCUUAGGAGAGGUCUUGGGACUGUUUGAUUUGGACUUCGGCUGCAAUUCUAGACCAAAUUAGAGUUCGUAUAUUUUGGAAUGUUAUCAAUAUCAAGUAAAAGUCUUCUAUUUUUGUGAGGCUUGGAUUCAUCUUCAUUACCUUUUUCCAUUUAACCCCUGAGAUAGCUUUCAUGCCAACUCCGACUUAGUCAAUGAAAUGUAAAUAAACUUUGGACAGAAAAUAGCAAUGUAUUUUUUUAAAUAUAAUUUCAUUGUUCACAAAUGAUGAAUACAAUUCCAUAGCUUACUUCUUUCUCCCAAAUUGUAUGUACAAAAGUGAACAUGAAUGAUGUUAUCACUUGCUUUUGUUGCACAAUAACAUUAGUUAUAUUAAAUAUUCUCUCUGUGGAAUCAUGCACAGGACUGUAACACUUUCUUUUUCUUUUCUAUAUAGGUGUGUAGCUCAAUUAUACUGUUUUGUUACAAAUUUACUACUUGGGUGUUCUAAAUAUAGUUUAUGUUAAAGUAUAUAUUAAUCAUCAGUUCAAAUAUGGCUUUUGUUUUAACAGUAUUGAUUAAAUUCCUCAGUACAUUUUAUAAAACCCUCUAUAAAAUCAGUUUGCUUACUUUGUGGGAACCCCAGGGUUAUGUUUCAAAGAUUAGGGUUAAUUUUUCUUUUUCUUUGUGUCUCUUUUAUCUCAGUUUUAAACUUCCACAUACUGUCCAUUAAAAUUCCUUUAAAACCUCUUACUUUCUCAGUUGGAGGAGGAAGAAUAGAAAUUGUAUAGUGGUCUAAUUCUUACUUUCUUGUUAAUGAGAAAUCUUCUGAGAUUAGCCUUCAUGUUAUAACCUUAAUACUCUUACCUUUGUCUGCAUCUCCAGGAAUCUGAGUUUGUAUUUUUAAAAGAUCUGCCUCUUUUCUUUUACUUGGUUUGAUCUUCCCAAGCAUAGCUCAGCUUCACUGUAAUUGUUUUUAUCAAUAUGGGUCUUAAAGUUAGACAUUGCUAUAGUCUUAUCCUUGAAAACAAAAUGUAAAGUGAUAGAAAAGAUAAAAUAUUCUAUUUUAUAUUUUAAUUUUACCUAACAGCAAAGAAUUUUAGAAAAUUGUUAAAAAUGACUUACUCUUAAAAUGGUUCUAGGUUAGAGUUCUAUAUUAACUGGAAAUGUUAUCUGCAAAAAAUAUGCUUGACAUUAUCUUUAAGUAACAGCUAGAGACUAGUGUAUCACCUAAGAAAGAUGUAUUUAGGAGCCCUCAUGUUACAGUGAACACUGAAACAGAUUUGCCAAGCACCUUAAGGAUAAUUAAGAACCUACUCGUAUGGUGAACAGUGAAAUUGAAUUUUAAUAUUUCAUAGUCUUAUUACUUUGAAAACUGGAAAACAUCUAAAAGCAGCAUUUAUUAAUUUUAAUUUAUCUUUCUAGAAAAGAAACUUUAAAGUAAUACAUUCAUUCACUGCAUUCACUUAAUAGCAGAGGAUGAGAGUUAAUAUUUCAUUUAUAAUAACAUAAUAUACACUUGCUUUCAAAUAUCACACUGAAAUGAAACAGUCACAUUUACAUAAUAUCUAGAACAUAGGUAAAAUGAUUGCCACAUACUGGUUUAAUUAUUUUAAAAGUAAACCCUGUUGGCAGUAGCUGUUAAGGACAUUAAUUAAAUUUCUGGACUUAGAUAAACAUACAUCUUUGAGCAUAUGUAAUAAAUAAAUGCAAUUUCUAUCAAAAUAAUACUUGGGUAAUAUAAACAGAGCUAUUCAUGGAUUUUUAUAUCAUAAGUGCUUUCAAAUAGUAUUAAGUUUAUACUUUUACAUUCAAGUAACUUAAUGAACUUGUUAGCAAAACCCACAGCACCACCAUUUUUUUGUUAGUUUUAAGGCAGUAGAACUUUAGGAGAAUUCUGGGUGAGAAUGUUUCUUUGCUUCUUCUCCUGGGAUGCACUGUAUUCUGCCCCCUACCCCAGUUCCUACACACAUUCACAAAAACAUUGUGAAGAAAAUAAAUAAAACCAUGGUUGAGCUAUUUUUCUCAUUUUUGUCUCAUCUCGUUUCAUAGAUUGCAAAUAGUCUAUCUACCAUUGGCUACUAUAUGGAUAAAAUAAGUGAAACCAAACAGUUUUGCUAGUAACUUACCAGCUGAAUGUGUUUUGAAACUGAACCUUGGUGUUGUUUUCCCCUCUGAUUAAAUAGUCCUCUUUUGGGUUCCUAUUGGCUCUACAUUUUAGGUGUUUGCUGGUACUAUCAUUUUGUCAGUGAGACAGAGCUGGCAGUUCUUAGUUCUGGUGCGGAACAUUGGCAUCAAGUCUUAGUGAACUGCAAACCUCAGCAUAGAAAUGUGAGUUAAAAAUCCAGUCUUGCUGGUUAGUGUACAAUAAAGUAUUUUUAACAGAAAGAAGACAAUGCUGCUGGCAUAGGAUUUGUUUCUUUUGAAGAAAGAAAGAAAGCAGGAAACAAACACAAAACCUCAAUACAGUAUACAAAUAACAUUUUGUUCAACUACCUCUUAAAGUGGAAUUAGCUACUUUAAUAGUUUCCUUACAGUAAUGUUAAAUAGUAACUGCCAAAUUUGUUAUUUUCCCAUCUCUUUAAAAAGUGUUUAUGAUUAUUUUAUAUAGUUUUGAGAUCUUUAAAGUCACUUUUUUUUAACCUUGCAUUUGCAUAAAAAUAUUUAGCUUUUAAGUGGAAAGCAAAUUCUGAUUAUAUAUUUUGAUAUUCACGACCUGUUUGACUAUAGCAGUUUUUUUUUUAAUGCACUUUGGCUAUAAAAUGGUGGAUGAUUUGAUCCAUAAGAUUUAAAUGCACCAUCCAUUUACUAUUCCGAGACAUGAGCUUGAUGAAUGAUAUUCUGUAAUUAUAAUGUGCCACACAUUACCAUGUCUUAAUUGCCCUUUGCCUGAAUUUUAAUGAUCAGUUUGUUAUUGUUGCAGAUGUGAAUAUUGUGCAUACACUUACUAAAUUUAUGUAAAAUUGUAUAAUGGAAUUGGAAAUCACUAAGUUCUUUUCAUGUAGAAGUGAGCUUACUGUGACAUGAUGCAGUCAUUUGUAUGGCAUCCUGUACUUCUUCAAACUGGAUCAUGAGGUCAUAGCUUCUGUAUAUACUUUUGCAUGAGUAUUUUUUCAUUUAGUUUUUGGGUUCGUUGUUUGUAUUGUGUUUACUAUGUGUGAUCAUGUAGUUGUGCCUUACUUUGUGAGAGUUUAGCUCAGUAAAUACUGUAAUUUCUAACCUCAAUGAUUAGAAGGUUAUUGAUUAUAAAUAUGACAAAUUACCUGACAGCAUUUAAAUCUGUAUAAAGAACAAUGGAAGGAUCCUUACUGAAUUGUUUCAUUUGUUUUUUAAUGUUAAAGAUGAUAUUAAAACAGUUCUUUCUAAUA